Molecule: messenger RNA, 1990 nt
Organism: Adelges cooleyi (spruce gall adelgid)
Lineage: Eukaryota; Metazoa; Arthropoda; Insecta; Hemiptera; Adelgidae
Exons: 3
Coding region: 69-1706 (545 amino acids)
Source: RefSeq, a predicted model, not a curated record
UUCGACACCACACCGUUUUCUGACGACAUAGUGUUUCAUAUAUUCUCGUGUAAUAAAAACGUUUAUUGAUGAAUUUUUUUGAGUUUUAUAUUGCAAAAAAAAAAAUUGAUUCAGUUUGUUAUACUUCAUAUUCGAUAAAAAUGCAAGUCGCUGGGUUUCUCGUUUUUUUAAUGACUUACAUGCAAAUUUAUCCGUUGAAUGCAGAACCCGAACAUCGCGUUAGUGUGAUGAACGAUAUGUUUACUCAUGUCGGAUGGAUUGAAUGGCCCGAUAAAAGAAAAGCAGAAAUAGACUAUGUGUUCAUAAUCGACCACUGGAUGGAAAAUAAAAUAACAGAUGUAAGUGAAUUACUCGGACCCAGUGAUGACGGACCGAUAGUUACUAACGAUAAUGUAGAUCACAAAAUGAUACAAGCACACCAAUUCUUAAGCUGUAAGUAUGCCACGGUGUUGAUAAAGUUUUGUGAAUACGAGAGGGGUAUAGGCCCUGCGUGUAUGAGAAUGAAAAAUACGUCUGAAUCGUUGUAUUGUCUGAAAAAAUUAAUGGAAAUGCUCGAAAAAUCGGAACCGUUAGUCAUGUGUAUGCGAGGUUCACUUAUGUGUUUAUACGAUUUAUCACCACAAACCCCUUUUGAAAAGCAACUGUUCGAAAUCCUAGAAAAUUUAAUCGAUUAUUACGGAAACAUACAGUUCGACGAGGACUCGAUCAUUGCCGGAGGGAAUGACACUAUUACCUAUACUGUGGCAGCGAUGACUGCAUCUGUUGAAAAACAAAUAUCGGAAACCUUGGAAUUAUUAAAUGCAUUCUAUGAUCAUUUUUGUUGGAUAAUAGGACAUGACAAGUUAUCCAGACAUCAGAAACUCGUUCAAACAUAUCUCAAUAGUUAUGAUCCCGUAGGAAUAAUGACAAACCUAAGAACGCAUAUACAGCAAACAAUCAACCCGUUUAUGGAAUCUUUUAACGGGAGGUUCGGUUUUAAAUAUAAUUUUGAUUCAAAAAAGACUAUUUUAAUGUACGAUCCAAACUUGUUGCAACGAAUAGAAAUAAUGAACAAGCUACUUGAAAAACCUGGGUGGACGGCGUUAGAAAGAUUAGAAAUUAUAACGCCGAAUGGUUACAUAACCUUCCUGGAGUUUAUUACAGCUAGCGCCGACGGAAACCUUGUUACCAAAGCAAAUGCUGACGAAAAAGUUCAGCAGACGCAUCAUUUUUUGAACUGCUAUUAUGCUAUAACGUUAGAGAGAUGUAUCGACUACGUAAUACUCUUAUGGAAACAGUAUAAUAAAAGCAAGCAUUUGCCCGAUUCAUCGGACCUCCGAACACAGUUUGUGGAUACAGUCAUGAUAAGCAAACCUUUGGUCUCAAACAUGCUAGAAGCACUUUCGCGUAUCUUUCAGUUAGGCCCGCAUAUCACCUAUAGCAUAGACUUUUCUAACAUAUUAUUAGACUUCAAAAAUUAUUUCCACGACACCAUUGAAAACGAAAUUAUCCAAGGGAAUCUAAAUAUCGAAAACGACAUGUGGAAUAUCGUACAACGAUUAGAAAAACCAUUUAACAAAAAGUGUUUUCCUGAUCGUAUGUUCAAUAAGAACAAGUUUUUGAAGGAGAGCGCUAAAUUAACAUUCAGCAGUCUGAAAAACAAAUUUUUAGAUGAAAUUGCCAAUUUUGUGCUGUCUAAUUACGAACAUCUUGGAUUUCCAUUUUAGAAAAAUCUCCAUUGAAAAAAAAAUAUUCCAUUAAAUAUAUAAAAUCGUUAUAAUUUAUUUUUUUAAGAUUUAAUAUCUAUGGGAAAACUAUAACACUCAUUCAAUUUAUUUCUAACUGAAUUGCAUUAAGCACAGGUUUUUAUUUGUCUGAAAUCAAUAUAUUUUAUACCCUUACUGCAAAUAUAUUUGUCUAAUAUCUUCUAGGUAGUUGUUUUUAAACUUGUCAAUAAGUAUUUUUAGAUCAUAAUUUUACAGAUAAUCAAUAAUUGUAUUAAUAUUAAUAU